Messenger RNA from Myxocyprinus asiaticus (Chinese sucker), 6348 nucleotides. Its product is annotated as protein crumbs homolog 1-like. Gene Ontology annotation, molecular function: Notch binding; calcium ion binding. The record is from RefSeq and is a predicted model, not a curated record. The transcript has 13 exons. Gene Ontology annotation, biological process: Notch signaling pathway. NCBI's taxonomy places the organism in Eukaryota, Metazoa, Chordata, Actinopteri, Cypriniformes, Catostomidae. The annotation marks the transcript as partial.
AUGGAUCCUACUCUUUUGGAUUCAGUGAGGGUCAGAUUAGUUGCCUGUGUCUUGUUCCUUCUUCUGCAGUGGACAGAGAGUUUAACACCUCUCAAGACCUCCGCCCUCUGCCUCGACAAGCCUUGCCAAAACAGGGCAGAGUGCAGGGAAGGCCCAUCUGACUUCCUGUGCCAGUGUCCGUCUUCCGUGCCAGCCCUGCCCAGCCACCAAUGCCAUUCUUCCAGUGCGCUCUGCCAACUGCCCAUCUGCCAGGGCAAUGUGACAUGCCAAUCCACCGGCACCCGCCCAGGGGAACUAGUAUGCCAGUGUGAGCCAGGCUUGUUGGGCCAUGACUGUCACUCUAGUGCCCAACUGUGCACUCAGGGGCUGUGUGGAGAUGGUGCCCACUGCCUGGCAUUGCAAGACAGGAGCCCAGGGUAUGCUUGCAUCUGUCAAGAGGAGUACACUGGGACAUUCUGCGAGAAAAAGGUGGAUUAUUGCUCCCCCAACCCCUGCCGCAACCGCGCCAUCUGUCGGAGCAGAGGGGGCGGCCCCACCUGCUUCUGUGUGCCGGGAUUCCAGGGCGAGCGCUGCGAGAUCGAGGUGAAUGAAUGCGUGUCGUGGCCCUGUAGGAAUGGAGCCACUUGUGUAGACAAGAUUGGUCACUACAUCUGCCUCUGCAGGCCUGGAUACACGGGUAGCAGCUGUGAGGUUCAGAUUGACGAGUGUCAAUCACAGCCCUGUCUCCAUGGUGGCAGUUGCUAUGACCACAUCAAUGGCUUCUCCUGUACCUGCCUGGCAGGCUUCCAGGGGCAGAGCUGUGAAACCAACAUAGAUGAAUGCAGUGACCAGCCAUGCCAAAAUGGGGCAAAGUGUGUGGAUGAAAUAAAUAGGUACAGUUGUGAUUGCUCGCAAACUGGCUUUACUGGCGUUCACUGUGAAAUCCCACUUCCACCAUGCUGGUCUCAACCCUGCCUCAACGGCGCCCUCUGUGAGGAUGAAGAUGGGAACUACACCUGCAAUUGCUGGCCUGGGUUCGAGGGUCGAAACUGUGAGACAGACUUGAGUGAGUGUGAAAGCAGUCCCUGUGUGAAUGAAGGCACUUGCAUUGAGCUCUCUUGGAAGACUCUUUAUGGCACUGAGUUUCUGCUGCCUACUCGAUACGACCCCAGGCAUGCUGCUGGCUUCAUCUGCAAGUGUUCACCAGGAUUCUCAGGUGCCUUGUGUGAACAGAACAUUACCGACUGUACCGCCAACCCGUGUCAUAAUGGAGCCACAUGUGAAUACUUCCUGGGCAGCUACAAGUGCAUCUGCCCUUCGGAGAGCCAAGACGGUGUCCUGUAUGGGGGCCGCAACUGCAGCGAGCCCCUGGUGGGUUGCCAGGGCCAUGAGUGCCAGAACGGGGCUGCCUGUGUGCCCUUCCUGAGCAAGGGUGUACAUGGCUACAGUUGCACUUGCCAGUCAGGUUACACCGGCUCUUACUGCCAGACGCCCACCGCAUUCUCCUUCCAGACAACUGGAAGCUACUUGCACUUGCGUACACCGCUUCUGGGUGUAGAAGCAUAUUUUAAUAUUACGCUAGGAUUUCGAACAGUUCUGGAGAACACAGUGCUGUUUCAGAGAGGCAGUGGAGGAGCUACUAUCAGCCUGGAACUGCAAGAGGGGUGCCUGCUUCUUGACUUUAGGAGUGACCAUCAGCCAGAUGCCACCAGCUGGACAUUGACCCUGCCUCAGGAGGUAUCUGAUGGCGAGUGGCACACAGUAGAGGCCGUGCUUGUUGAAGGUACCCUGGUGUUGAAACUUCUGGACCCCUGCCAGGACGGAGGUAACUGUGGUACAGCGACCCAAGUUGAUAUAGUCCCCCUUGAGCUGGAGUCGGCUCUACAAAACACCAUUGUUGGAGGAUUGGAGGAGAAAGGGGGAUCUGGAUCAUUCAUCGGGUGCAUGAGGGACUUGUUGGUGGACUCACAGCUGAUGGUGCCGGAGGACUGGUUGAGCAGCUCGGCGGUAAAUGUCACACAAGGCUGCAGCCAUUAUGACCAAUGUCUUUCUGGACCUUGUGAGAACCAGGGAGAGUGUGUUAACCUUUGGCAAGGUUACAGGUGCAAGUGUCUGCGACCGUAUAAGGGGCGAAACUGUGAUGAGGAGUAUGUAACAGCAAGAUUUGGGCAGGGCAACUCUGCAAGCUAUGCUGUUUUCACCAUCAACGACACAUCAGAAUCAAAUGCACUCUAUCUCUCCAUGUUCUUCCGCACACGGAAGGAGUCUGGUCUGUUGGUGCUGCUCACCAACAGCACGUGUAGAUUCUUGCAUCUAUGGCUUGAAAAGGGUCAACUAAAUGUUCAAGUCAACAACAUGAAGAUCAUAACUGGUGAAAGUUUGGUUAAUGAUGGUGAGAUCCAUUUUGUCGGAAUUAACAUCGUGGAAGGUGUACUGAUGCUGGAGUCGGAUCGGGAGUUUAAAUCAAUGAAUGUUCAACCUGUUUCCGUUCAGCUUGGGGAUGAGGUCUAUGUUGGUGGGCUGGGUGAUGGACAAGAUGCAUCUGCCUUCGGUGGUUAUUUUAAAGGGUGCUUGCAGGACGUGCAGCUCAAUGAAAGGAAGCUCCAGUUUUUCAUGUUCGGCACCUCAGCAAUGUCAUACAACCCGGAUCGUAUGGUUGAUGUUACCGCAGGAUGCACCAGUGAUGACUCUUGCUCUAAAAACCCUUGCCAAAAUGAAGGCAUGUGUUUCUCUUUAUGGGAUGACUUUACAUGCAACUGCCCUCCUAACACAGCAGGGCGGCGCUGUGAGGAGGUGAGGUGGUGUGAACUCUCUCCAUGUCCACCACAAGCUGCAUGCAAGACCCUUGACCAAGGCUAUGAAUGCAUUUCAAACGUGACUUUUCAGGACAACAGCACUCUAGUAUACCGUGGGAACGGGCUGAUCUCGCACCACCUAACCAGCAUUGUUUUCAGCAUCCGUACACGUAAACGCAAUGCGGCGGUGUUACACGCGGAGAGUGGCCCUGACUUCAUCACAGUGUCCAUUCAGGAUGGCUUUCUGGUCCUAGAGCUUCUCAGUGGAUCUUCCUUCUCCUCAUCAUCACCUCUCUCACCCCUAACCCUAUUCAGUCCAAGGCCAGUGGCUGAUGGAGAGUGGCAUGUUGUGGAGCUCCUAAUGGCCAAUCCUUGGGCUAACAGUUCCCAGUGGAUCCUGGUUCCCCUAGACGAAAAGGACGAGCCAACAAUGUCCAACUCCAUGGCUGGAAACCUGGACUUUCUCCAAGAAGGCGUAGAUAUCCUCCUUGGAGGACUGGGCCCAGAGUCUGGCUGGAAUCUGAUUGGUUGUUUGAGUAAUGUUGAGAUCGGUGGAAUCGUGCUUCCAUAUUACGGUCCUGCUGAGGUGAGGUUUCCACGCUUGCAGGAAGAGAUGUUCCAUAAGAUCUCUGAGGUACCUGUCCAUACCGGAUGUGCUGGUGAGGUGGUGUGUGAACCCAACCCUUGCCUACAUGGGGGCAUCUGUGAGGAUCUUUUCAACAUCUUCGACUGCUUCUGUCCGCCAGGCUGGGCUGGUGAUCGCUGUGAGCUGAACACAGACACUUGUGCCUCCAACCCCUGUCACCACGGCUACUGCAGCAUUCAGGGCCUUACAUACAACUGCACAUGCCAGAGCGGCUACACCGGCACUAACUGCGAGGAGAAGGUGGAUGUCUGUGCAGGGCACAAGUGUGCUAAUGGAGGGACUUGCUUGCAUGGCAUCAACAGCUAUUCCUGCCUCUGCCCCGAUAAGUUUACUGGGCCACAUUGCACCAUUCAGAUUCAAGAGGCUCCAUGGUACGUGGUUGUCAGGACCAUAGUCCCUAAGCUCCCGGUGUCCAUCUGUGGUGAUGAACAGAGGAACUACACAUGUUUCAAUGGGGGGAAUUGUUCUGAGACCUACAUGAUGUGUGACUGCCUUCCCGGCUUUUCGGGUCACUGGUGUGAGCUAGACCUUGAUGAAUGCAAGUCCAAUCCUUGCUUGAAUGGUGGCUACUGCCAGAACAUGGUCAACAAGUUCCAAUGUGUCUGCGAAAUGACCUUCGCCGGCGAGACCUGCGAAGUCGACCUAAAUGCAGCGAGUGUGACCUCUGACCUGCUGCUUUCCAUCAGUCUGACGUCUGUGGUUCUGUUGUUGGUUCUUUUCGGUGUAGUCGCGGCUUUGGUGAUGGCACUGAACCGACGGGCCACACGUGGCACCUACAGUCCCAGCCGGCAGGAGAAGGAAGGCUCACGGGUGGAGAUGUGGAACAUUGUGCAGCCUCCGCCCAUGGAGAGACUCAUCUGAGCCGUUAACCUUUUUUUUCUAAACAACAUAAGCCAAUCAUGUUGUUCCAUGAUGAUUUUGGCUUGUUCACCAACACUUUCAUGAGACUAUGAAACCUUCAAGACAGAGCUUGAAGGCUUUCUUUAUUCAUUGAUCAUGUGGCAGCUAUCGAACUCAUAGUCUUACAGAUCAUCAUUUUUUAAUCAAACAAUCAACCAAAUAAUGGAUGUUUAAUUUAUCAUUUUUUGUUUUGUUUUGAAAACCUAUCAUUGUUUGUGUACCUCUGAAAGCAUUAGGAUUCAUUGACUGUGAAAUUGUGAAGUGCUGUUGACCAUAGCAACUUGAACAUCAAUGUGUUUAACUCUGUCCUAACCAGGCAUGAAGUGUUUCCAGCGACAGUCAAGGCCUGAAGCGUGCUCCACUUGAAUGUGAAUGCAGAUGCUUUUAGAUAUGCAAGCUUCAUUUUGUGCAUUGUGCUCCAAAAUGUGUCAGACUGCAAUUCUGAAAGUAUGCACUGCAUUUUUAGUGUUGCCGCAAGGGGCGCUAUAUAACGAUUUAGCAUAAAUUGUUCUAUGGCCAGUGUUCUCUUAAAGGGGUCAUUUUUAGAAGUUUCAAUGUGGGAAAGUCUUGCGAGAGUCACAUUUGUUGAUACUAAGGUUAGGGGUAGGUUUUUUGGAAAUCUAUCCAAAUUAAACACAAUUUCAAAUGAGACUCAAGACUUUGCAACGAUUGAGGGUUCCCUUCUAGACACAACCUUUUCAGGCCAACUUCUCUUUUGGCAGAGCAACAGUUCGAGAAUAUUGUUGAUCAAGUUAAAGUAAGUUAAACUGUUGACAUUGAGAAUUCACUGUGGAUGGUUCUACCCAGUGUGACUGACAAGAUGUAGUUGCUCAUUGCAAUUGCGACUGGCUGGUACAAAAAUGUAUUAGCAUGGAAGAUUUUAUUGCUCGUCACUUCAUAUUAUUGUGCCUGGUUCGGACACAGUGUGAUGAUCUAUGUAUUUAUGUAUAAUUGAUAUUUGUGCUGCUAGUGAGCUAUACAGACACUUGAAUUUGUAAAAUUUGACAUUAAUAACCGAGAUCAACACUGAAUUGUUUAGCACAGAAACACAAACAUGGAAUUGUUGUAACUGCUGCUUUUGCUCUGUAAAAAAUAAAUGGUAUAAACAAUAAAUUAUUUGGGGUAUUACAACCACAUGAUACCCUUUUAGCAACCCAAUAGAUACAAUAAUUAUGUGCUCGUUAUUAAGCCAUGUUUACUUUAAGCUCUGAUUUUGGAGUGGUUUUAAGUGGUUUAGGUUGAUAAGUUUUUAGAAUUAACUAACAGUUUAAAUUCAACAGCUGUUCAUGUACAAAGUGAAUCAAACUACCAGUCUUCCAAUAAAGAAUGAAGCAAGAGGUAAGUUGGGAAAGCAAUAUUGACAUUUACAUGUAUAAUUUAUUUCAGUUCACAGUGCAUACAGUAGUACCAGUAGUUCCUGUAAUAACACUUUGGACUGACCUAUUUUGUACUUGAAAUCUAUACAACUGUACUCAAGAGCAUGCAGCCGCAUCUGAAGCUUGUUUUAAAACUUUAAAUCAGUCACUUAAAAGCAUAGACUACACUUGCAUACUAAAGUGGAUCACAUUGUGACUUUGCUGUGUUUCCAUACGUAUGUAACAGGAAACAUUCAAGAAAAUGAAGCAUUAGCAAAAUCAGCUGUACAGACUUUUUGUGUAAUAUCAAGGUAUUUUGUGUUGUUUCUUAAACAUUCAAAAGCACAAUCUAUAUAGUCCAGUGAUUCAACUACAGCAGGCCAUUUACAACAUAAUUUGACAGCAAAACAGAUCACUUUGAAACAAAGCUACAUGACUAUAUGUAAAAAACGAAACAAAACAUGUAAAUAGGUACCACGGUCAUAAAAGUUGACAUCAUAUUUGUUCCUUUGUUGACUUUAAAAGGUGUGCUCAUGCAUGUUCAAAGAAUUCCCAGAAUCACAAAAAUAAUAACAGAACAUUACAAUGAAAAUGCACAUCAAUAAGUUCAUAUGUAAACUGGAGAAAAAAAAAAAAAAAAAAAGAUUGAGAAGCACUUUACAGAAAUAGUUCC